AUGGAACACAAAGCUGAAACAAAAAAGGAAGUGGUGAAAAAAUAUACAGAUACUUCUUACCUUCCUGAAUGUUGGUCUGAUGAUAGACGAAUGGGAAUUUUAUUAGCUGAAUUUCGACCUAGACAACUAAAUGCUGCAAGUUAUGAUGCAAAAAUGAAAUUUUGGAAGGACUUAAUUCAUGCAUUUUGCAGCACAUCUGGAUGUAGUGUGGUAUCAAUUUCAUUGUUAAAAGAACAGUUUCGCCGGAAGGGCACCGUUCCAUACUGCUUGCACAUUGUAUUAGCGGACAUGCUAGCAAAAGGUGAGCUGUGUAAGGAGAGCCAACUGAAAGCUCAGCAACGUACUGGUGCAUUUGGAUUUAACCUGUGGACAGCAAAGCAAUUUGUAAAAGCUCCAAUCUUGUGGGGAUAUGAAGUGGCGGUUGGCAGAUUUACUGGUAUGGUCAAUAUAAACGAUAAUGAAAAUUUCAUUGUUACGGCUGUUACUCACCAACAUUCAAAAAUGAUUGAAAACAUCAUCGCUGAACGGGAAUUGACCAACAAAUUGCUGCAAUAUGAGUAUUUGGUUGAUUUAUUGAAAAAAACGUCAUCUAUAACUCGACAUGGUGUAGAACCAGCUGUAGAUUUACUUGAGAAAUGUAACCGAUUGACAAAACAAACAAUAGUCUGUGGAGAAACUAGCACGUUACUUAUCAAAUUUGCUGGAGCUAAUGCAAUUGCCCAACCCAUUACAAGCAUAGAAAAAUCUAUCUACGAACUUGAGGAGAGUGAAAAUCGAUUAAUGGAAGAUAUUAACAUGGUUGAGCACAGCAUAAGCCAGACGAUGGAUAAGGUUCGAGAAUACAUAAAGGAUGGACGGAAGCAAAUGGCUAAAACAUAUUUAAAAAAAAAAAAUUAUCUCGAAAAAAAUAUGCAAGGAAAAAUUAACGCCCUGGAAAACCUUCAGGGUAUUCUGCUUAAAAUUCAUAACUGCCAAUCCGAUAAAAAUAUAAUAGAAGCAUAUAAAUUAGGCACUAAUGCUCUGAAGAACGCAUAUGAAGCCGCAGGAAUUACAAUCGAUCAAUUAGAUGAAACAAUGGACGAAAUGAGAUAUGUUUUAGAACAACAUGAUGAAAUGUCUGCAUUGAUCAACACAGUUUCGACCAGUGAUGUUGAUGAACUAGAGCUGGAGCAAGAGUUAGGAGACUUGAUAGACAUGAAACUUGCGGAGAGCAAAAUCAAUACAAAGGAUUUUCCAACGCCCCCAUCUACAUCGACCAUGGAAAACAACACAGUCAAAGUACCAGAUUUUGAUAAGGAAAUCGAGAAACGACUAGCGGCACUCAGAGUUGAUGGAACUGACGGUUAUAAAUUAACUGAUCAUGGACUAUAA
Messenger RNA from Anopheles marshallii, 1371 nucleotides. Its product is annotated as charged multivesicular body protein 7. Gene Ontology annotation, cellular component: ESCRT III complex; multivesicular body; cytoplasmic side of plasma membrane. The transcript has 2 exons. Lineage: Eukaryota; Metazoa; Arthropoda; Insecta; Diptera; Culicidae. Gene Ontology annotation, biological process: vesicle budding from membrane; late endosome to vacuole transport via multivesicular body sorting pathway. The record is from RefSeq and is a predicted model, not a curated record. The coding region runs from base 1 to 1371 and encodes 456 amino acids.